Messenger RNA from Suillus subalutaceus, 773 nucleotides. RefSeq lists its product as uncharacterized. Bases 15 to 773 code for a protein of 252 amino acids. The transcript has 4 exons. NCBI's taxonomy places the organism in Eukaryota, Fungi, Basidiomycota, Agaricomycetes, Boletales, Suillaceae. The record is from RefSeq and is a predicted model, not a curated record.
AAGGGCAGCAUUUGAUGUUGCAUCCAUGUACCACGGACCAAGACUCAGAAACCAUUCAUUUCCUGCUCUUGAUCAAGGUUAUCGCGCUGUUCAACGCAGAUCAACAUGACGAGGCAAACCUGCUCCUCAAAGAACUCACUACCGGUUGUCCGAAUGCCGAUACUCUCGCAUGUCGUGUCGUGCAAGCAUACCUAUGUGUUGAACUUGGACUCAAAGCCUUGGAUGGCGCGCGUCACGAUGAAGCCGCGGCCAUUUCACUGCUGCUAUCAACUCCGGCGCUUUCUCAUCGAAAUUCAUUCAUGAGAUAUACGAGGACUUGGUCGUGGUGCCUCUUUGGCUGGGACCUGGAGUCAUUGUGGCAAAAGGCACACCAGAAGCACUGUGAUGCACUCCUUCGGGCAGGUAAACUUCAAGAUGCCGUGAAAUCAUUCCGAUACAUGAUUCACAACAUCGACGACACAACGACGGGCAACUGGUUUGAAUGGUCCAACGGCAAGUUAGGAGUUCGCAAUGUCGCGCAGGCUACAAUUCUCACCCCCAUUUCACUCAGCUUUCACGGAAAAAUGCAGCGCGCCCUUCUCUACCAGCGGAAAUGUUGCCCUCGCUGCACGCAAUUGCGACAGGGCUAUCGACCUAUACCCGACGGCGAUCGACCCUACCUUCUCCAUCCGAUGCUGUCUUUGCAAAUCGUUGUAAGGAAAAGUUGGGAAAAAGCUAUGGAUGGAAGCACUUCUCGAUGCGCAGAAGGUGCUAUGGCAUUCAUUGUUUCUUAA